Messenger RNA from Chironomus riparius, 661 nucleotides. The record is from the annotation of a GenBank genome assembly. NCBI's taxonomy places the organism in Eukaryota, Metazoa, Arthropoda, Insecta, Diptera, Chironomidae.
CUAAGACUUAAUUCAGUGCUGAUUGUGUUUCAAGAAAGAAUUCAUUUAAAUAUUCAAAAAUGAAAGUUGCUGUUGUACUUUUGACAUUUGUUGUCUGCGCAUUGGCCAUUCCACACCAUAAUCAUAACCACGAUGAUCCAGAAAGAAAGGAGAAAUUCAAAAAAAUCCACGAGUACAGCAAACAGUGUAUUGAGGAAACUGGAACUACAGAUGAAGUUUCAAAAAAACUCAUUAAUGGAGACUUCAGCGUUCGUGAUGAAAAGGCUCAAUGCUACGUAAAAUGCUUCUUCAAGAAAGUUGGCAUCAUGAACGAAGCUGGUGAACCACAAUCAGAUGUCAUCUUAGAAAAGCUUAAGAAGAAGAAGGUCGACACAGAAGAUGUUGAAGGACUCGUUAAGGAAUGUAUAGGCAAAAAGGGUGAAAAUGAAUGCGAAACUGCUUUCAACAUCUACGAGUGCUACAGAGGACAUUACACAUAUAAUCAUGAACAUCAUGAAUGCAAGAAGGACGAAGUAAUGGGCGAAAUGAUUGAAGAAGUAAAAGAAGAUGUAAAGGAAGAUUUGAAGGAAGAUGAGAAAAAACCAGAAUAAGAAUUUAUUAAGUUUAACUCAUUUUUGUAGAGUUUGAUGAAUAAAGAUGCAAAAUUAAUUAUUUGAAAGAA